CACGGGAAAACAUGUGAGCGGUCUGAGGACUUUAGUGAGAGACAACUUUUAUGUCUUCAAUGUUUUUUUUUGACCCCGUGCAUGCACAAACCGUCGUGUUGUGCUUAAAAGGAAUUACAUCUGAAGGAACGUCACGGCUCUUUUGCAGUUCACGUUGAUUUUCUUAGGGGGGAUUGACUUUUUGUGUUCAUCAGGAUAAAUUGUGUUAUUGUUUUGUGUUAUUUUAUUUUUUAUAUCUUAGUGUUGGGCUCUUAUAAGCAGAAGCAACAUUAAUUUAUUUUUUAAAAUACAUUUCUUUAUAGCAGUGGGUCAAAUUCAGGACACCUGAUCUUACAAUAUUUGUAAUUUUCUUUUAGUAAUUUGCUGCUUGGAGAAAUAUAGCCCAAAAUAAAAAUAUAUAUAAAUAUAUCACAUUGCAGGUGAACCCCACUUAAAGGGGGCAGAUCUUGUGUUUAUAUUAUUUGUAUUUUCAUAUUUUUAGUGUUAUUUUUUUAAUGAUUUUUUAAACUAUGAAGCAUUUGCAAUUUGUGCUCGUCUUGGCCAUCGCGGCCAGCGUGUGGGAAUGUGGAGACGCGAAAUUCGGCGAGAGGGGAGAAAUUAGCCCCAGGAGGAGAAGAUGUUACGACGGAAGCUUGCCCAAGCGGCUGAAGAAAAGGGAGCGAAAAGUGUUGCUUGACGGCAGCAACAGCAGCAGCGGAGGAGGAGAAGUUUGCCACAGGUUGUAUCCUCGUGUGUCCUGCUGUCCCACCAGGAGAGCCGCCUAUCAGAUCCUGCACCGCAGGGAUGCCAGGAUUUUCUCCACCAACAACACCGAAUGUGGACGUCUCCUGGAGGAGAUCAAGUGUGCUCGCUGCUCCCCCAAUGCCCAGGUGUUGUUCCACUCCUUGGACAUGGAUAAGAUGCCACACAGGGAGCCAGACCUGCCGCAGCUCUGCCAGGACUUCUGCCGCGAGUUCUACUACACCUGCAGGGGGCACAUACCAGAACUGUUCCAGGCUGAUGUGGAUGAGUUCUGCCAAUACUAUGGGAGGAGAGAUGCCAGUCUGUGCUUUCCAGAUUUUCAACGAAAGCGACCACAAGGGCAAGAUUCCAACUACUUGGGAGAUGAGAAAAUAGAAGAUAUCAGGAAACACAAACACAACUGCUACUGUGCCCGGGAGGUGUUGAGUGGUCUGAGGCAGCCUGUGGCCGUGGUGCACUGUGGGGAUGGAUCCCAGCGGCUCUUUGUCCUGGAGAGGGAGGGGAUUGUCAGGAUACUCAACCAUGACCUCGAGCUAAUCAAGGAGCCCUUCCUGGACAUCCACAAGCUGGUGCAGAAUGGCCUGAAGGGUGGAGAUGAAAGGGGCCUGCUAAGCCUGGCAUUCCACCCCAAUUACAAGAAGAAUGGCAAGCUCUACGUCUCCUACACCACCAACCAAGAGCGCUGGGCCAUCGGACCACACGACCACAUUCUCCGUGUGGUUGAAUACACCGUUUCGAGGAAAAACCCAAACCAGGUGGACACCCGGACUGUCCGGGUGCUGAUGGAAGUGGCAGAGCUGCACAGGAAGCACCUAGGCGGUCAACUUCUUUUCAGUCCUGAUGGUCUGUUGCACAUCGUCCUGGGAGAUGGCAUGAUCACCCUGGAUGAUAUGGAGGAGAUGGAUGGACUCAGUGAUUUCACAGGGUCCGUCCUGAGGGUAGAUGUGGACACAGACUGCUGUACGUCACCUUAUUCUAUACCGCGGAACAACCCGUACUUCAACAGUACCAACCAGCCUCCUGAAAUCUUUGCUCAUGGAUUACAUGACCCAGGCAGGUGUGCAGUGGAUCGGCUUCAGACUGAUAAUGGGAGUCUCCUGAUCCUUUGUACAGAUGCCAGUGGCAAAAACACAUCAGCAGGAAGAAUACUGGAGAUUAGUAAGGGAAAAGAUUAUGAAAAUGAGCCUUCUGUCUAUGACUUGCAGUCCAGUGGAGGAGCACCACCUGUGGGGGGCUUCAUCUACAGGGGCUGCCAGUCUAGAAGACUUUAUGGCAGCUAUGUGUUUGGAGAUAAAAAUGGUAACCUGCGGAUCCUCCAGAAGUCUACAUUGUCAACAUCAGCAAAUGGUGAACAGUGGCAGGAGAAGGCUCUGUGUCUGGGCUCCGCUGGCACCUGUGGCUCCACGCUUGUAGGACACAUCUUGGGUUUCGGAGAGGACGAGCUUGGUGAAGUCUACAUACUGGCAAGCAGUAAAAGCAUGUCGCAGUCACACAGUGGGAAACUCUACAAGCUGGUAGACCCCAAAAGGCCUCAUGCCCCAAAGGAGUGCCAGCGUCAGGUGGAGCCUCCAGAGCUGCUGAUGACAGCUUGUUCCAGACACUGUAAGAACGGACACUGCACUCCGACUGGCAAGUGCUGCUGCAGCCCUGGCUGGGAGGGACCCUUCUGCAGAGUUGCCAAGUGUGAACCAGCCUGCCGCAACGGAGGAGUGUGUAUGGAGCCCAACAAGUGCCUGUGUAAGAGCGGCUACUCCGGGGCCCAGUGUGAGAACAGUGAGCGAGGCAUGCCCAACGACCAGGAGAAAGACGGCAUUCUGGACCACAUCAUUGACAUGACCUCGUACCUCCUAGACCUGACCAGCUAUAUCGUAUAGGGGUGCGCAGAGGGGGGCUGCUCCCCGCUGUCGUCCGCAAGUUGACACAAAUCUACCUACCACCACCAGCAGACUCUUAACGAGGUGUUCUUAACACGACCUCUUAAUCUCCCUCACACCCACACAGGCAUGUACACAGACACACAUUCAAAUACCCCUUCAGACUGAUUUUCAUCCUCAUCCUCAUCACCAUACCAAACUCUUCCUCUUUCGCCUAUAAGCUACUUGCUCUUGAGCACCAGGCCUGGCAUCCAAGCCGUGUUCACACUUCGGAGAGACCUGCAGACAGCAGAGGAGAUGAUCGAUAAGCAUGGCCAAGUUAUGGAAGUUCCACUAAGACAUUUUUCCUCUCUCGUUCAGAAAAACGCUCGCACACGGCUGAGUCUACAGGAACAGGAACUCCACAGGAACAGAACAUUUUAACCCAAGACUUUGGAUCUUGUCAGGGGCUAUCUGUUGCCUUACCCCCCAAAAUGGAGUUUGAGGCAUUUCAGAGACAGUUGAUUGUUCAGGGGUUCUUCAAGGAUUCCAAAUUGUGUAGAGCGGCGUGACUCAAGAUCCAAUUUAUGCUCCUGGUCCAUUCAAAAUACAGAAACAUAAAUGUCCACAUAGACUGACUUUGAAGGAACUCUGCACCUCUGAAGUCAAAGAGUUGUGGGUCAUAUAGAGACCACAGUGCUUUGUGCUUUACUAUUCUAAAGGCACUAAUCCAAGAGAGAUUACCCAUGUCGUCUCACUUAAGAUGUUGUAUUUAGUUUGUGGGCACAUUGUCAUAAAAAGCUAUAACAGUAUACAGUAUGUAUACUUUGUUUUUGCAACACUCACUUGCUACCAAUGUACAGAAUGGAUUUCCGACAGAAGACAGUCACCUACACAGAAAUAGGAACGACUGAGUGAGAACGUUUUGUCAAAGCCAGUUUCAUACAAUCUGAACAGAGUUUUUGGCUCCCAUGCACUGUAUUCAUGUUUUGUUUCAUUCACUUUAUUAUUCAAAAUGAAUUUUAAACAUUUAUUAAAAGCGCAAUGAGAGUAGUUUAACAUUCACAUAUACACAUCACUCUAUCACAGGUCAUGGUUUAACAAACUCUUUUCAUUGCGUCACACACUGAAACCGAACCCGGACUCAAAACUUCAACGAGAAGAGAUAGCGCGGUGAUGUAUAUUUCCAAUAGAGCUUACCUAAGUACUACUUAGCAUUGCAAAAAAAAACAAAAAAAAAAAACUAUAGCAUUACUAUUGUUAUCAUAGAGGAGGGUUUAUUUUUUUAAGCGUAAUAAUAUAUGGGAGAGAAUGGUGUUUAUAGAAAGCAGUUUUACACUAAGCCUGUCAGUUCAUGUCAUGUCAUGUUCUUGUACUUAUACAUUUGCAGCUUUUUUCUCUGUUAAGAAAGACACGUGAGGACAGAUAUAUGUCGUCCCCCCCCACUGUAAAUGCAUGUCUGUGCCUGCAUUGAGUAAUUCGGAGCAGUUCGCUGAGUCCAUCUAAUUCUUAUGCCCGACAUAUGGUUUUAUUACCACUGUCAGAAAUGUGUCUCUGUUGUGAGAUGAUCAAACGUCUUGUCAGGCAAGUUACUGUGGAAGCAGUUCACAGUCAGAGGCAGAUCUUAUCUGUAGGGAGCAGCUUUAAGAUUAAAGUAAGGAUCUGUCUUAUCGAGAUAAAGUCAAUUGAACUCUAAUAAACAUCUGACUCCUACAUGUAGUCAGAAAACUACAGUCUGGGAAUGUCUGGAGCCACAGUUGUGUCUUUUCAGAUGCCAGACAGAUGUUCACACAGAUGCAGCACACACACAUGCAUGUCCAUAUUUUACUAUCUUAUUAAGAACUCCACAUUUGAUCUUUUGUCAUCUUAAUUCCAUAAAAAGGAGUCUGACAGAGCUAUCAGUUAUUGUUUUAAACAGUUUUGACGGCAACACAGUUUUGCUCUCUCCCCAACUUUUAUUUUGAAAGACAAGUUUCAAUGGUAAAUUGAAGUUCAGUGUCCGUAAAAUAUGUAUUUGUUCUUCAUCUCCCACCUCGCUUGUGUUUGCUGAGAAAAAUCAACUCUACCUGGUCAAAAUGGAAUUCAUGCUGUAAAAUGGAAAAUUAUAAUUUUUUUAGCACUUAAUGUGAAAGUUGCAUUGUAGCUGCUGAGACGGCGUGGUGUGAAUAGAAUAACCAUUUUCAUUAUUUAAGUAGUUACACAAAUAAAAUAAUUAUUUAAGUUCUUCUAUGUUGUUUUUUCCAUUGUACUGUAUGUGACAUUUUUUUUUAUUCCUGUAUUGUAAAUAAAACUAGGGAUAACUUUGUUUCUCUACAGAAAUAUCAAUAUGUCUAUUAAAAUGUAUAGCAUGUCUGAAA
Molecule: messenger RNA, 4951 nt
Organism: Centropristis striata (black sea bass)
Lineage: Eukaryota; Metazoa; Chordata; Actinopteri; Perciformes; Serranidae
Gene: hhip
Product: hedgehog interacting protein
Exons: 13
Coding region: 510-2615 (701 amino acids)
Source: RefSeq, a predicted model, not a curated record